AUAAUUUUUUGGAAGCAAAUGCAGCUCACGGACAUGCUGCCCGCAUCCGUCCGACUCCACCAAUCCUCGGCAGCUAUAAAGGCCUCUUAGAGGCACUUAUCAUCUGCCGGUUUCUUCCCCCCAAUCACAACUCCGGCGCUCUUACUUCGACUGUGCUGCACUUCACCGAACUACACCCUACUCUUGUCCGUGUCUCCCCACAUGCGAUUUCUCUGUUUGAGUGCAUAUUAUCUGGCUGAGUAGUAGUUUUUCAUUGAACUGUGUUACUGGAUUUUUUUAAUUCAGUUCAGGCGUUCUCUACUACUUAAAUCGUAAUUAACUCAAAUCAGAAGGGUAACUCAACAUGUCGGCAGAUCCUCAGGCUACUUAUGUAGAUGAAGAUGGCUCUUCUGGCUCUGCUGAUGAUAUGACAAUGUUAGAUGGACAAGGUAAGCACCGAUCUGGAGUGCUAAACUCAGGCCGUCGCAAGAGGAGCCGCAAGGCAACGGGUGAUGCUAUAGUGGACGCCAUGUUGGAGAUUGCAGCUGCUUCCAAGGCGAGGGCAGCUGCAACUAUGAGAAACGAGGAGCGUUUCUCCAUAAGCAAAUGCAUAAAACUACUCGAUGAGAUGCAAGGUGUUGAUCAAAGCAUCUACUUCUAUGCGCUGGAUUUAUUUGAGAAUCCAGACGCAAGAGAAAUAUUUGUGUCUCUGAAGAAUGAGAGGCGAUUGAUGUGGCUGAGUGGGAAGUUUGCAGCGUCUUCGAAUUCGGCUUAGCUUGUAAUGUUAUAGAUUUCAGUUCUAAUUAACUUCAGGUAGUCUGAGUUUUUGAUAAAUUGAUUUGCUGUCCAUCAACUACAUUUGGAGAAUAGACCGUGGAGUUGCGUUAUAACUUGCAGCGGGUUUUUAGAGUUACUCCCUACGUCCCAUAGAGAGGUUCCCGUUACGGUUUACGAUGCUUGACUGACGAUAAAGCAACUUAAUCCCUGUUCACUCUCUGAUUGUAUUUAGUAUUUAAAAUUUACAUAUACAGAAACUACAUUAAAACCGCUACAAAGCAUGAUAAAAAAUUGUAGAUUUGAUAAAAAAAAUUAUAUAUAAAGCAAAAGAUUAAGAAUGAUUUAAAUUGACCAUGUGAACAGUGGACGAGAACCUUCUAAUGGGACGGAGAUGGUACUAUUUUUGAUACAUCGGAAAUUAACGGAGAUAGUACUAUAUUAGUAGCAUCUUGUUGCUGUUUUUCUUACAUUCUGUAGGACAAGAAAUUCUCCUGUUACUGUUAGACAUAACAUUAAAUUGUACCAAAUUGAUAAUAAUACAUUAUAGUAUUAUACUCCCUCUGUAUUU
Molecule: messenger RNA, 1324 nt
Organism: Cuscuta epithymum
Lineage: Eukaryota; Viridiplantae; Streptophyta; Magnoliopsida; Solanales; Convolvulaceae
Source: the annotation of a GenBank genome assembly